AAAGAUGCCAUGACAUAUUAUUUGUUGUUGGACUACACUAUCCUUAAAAAAAAUAAAACCGAUGCAUACAUUGUUCGUGGUGACGUAUCAUCCUUAGCAACUAUUGUCUGUUCUAUUGUUCUUGGCUAGAGUUUUCCAUCACUCUCCCACUUCACAGUUCACACCAUUCAUAAUUCACAACCACUUUCAUUCUAAUGAUUCUUCUAUAACCUCAACCUCAAACCCAAAUCAAUGAAUACUUUCUCUCCUUCCUCAACUUCCCUUUCUUCCACAAUUCUACCUUUCCCCUCACAUACAAAAAACUCCAUUUUAUGUGCCACAAGGCUUAAUGGAAACACCAACCAAUUUGGUUUUUCCAAAGGAACCCUCUUGCAGUUGAAGUCAAGGAUAAUUGCUUGCUCUUCUCCACAGGAUGCUGGCUCCGGUGAAAUCACACCAAACAACUUUUGCAUUAUUGAGGGACCAGAGACUGUUCAGGAUUUUGUUCAGAUGCAAGUGCAGGAAAUUCAAGAUAACAUAAAGAGCAGGCGCAACAAAAUCUUUCUUCUCAUGGAAGAGGUAAGGAGAUUGCGUGUGCAGCAGCGCCUAAGAAGAAUACAAAGAGCUUUUAGUGAAGAGGGAGAGGAGGAUGCAAAUGAGAUGCCGGAAAUUCCUUCAUCAAUUCCUUUUCUUCCUCAUGUGACGCCCAACACUUUGAAGAAGCUUUAUCUAACAGGUGCAUCAUUCAUAUCUGCAAUAAUUGUAUUCGGCGGGCUUAUUGCACCAACGCUGGAACUGAAAUUGGGUAUUGGUGGUACCUCAUAUGAGGAUUUCAUAAGAAGCUUGCAUUUGCCUUUGCAACUAAGUCAGGUCGACCCGAUUGUGGCAUCCUUUUCGGGUGGAGCAGUUGGCGUGAUUUCAGUACUGAUGUUAAUCGAGGCUAAUAAUGUUGAGCAACAAGAGAAAACCAGGUGCAAGUAUUGCCUAGGAACCGGUUACUUGGCUUGUGCUCGGUGUUCCACAACUGGUGUAUGCUUGAAAAUUGAUCCAAUUUCAGCAUCUGGUGCUACUGUUAGACCCUUGCAAGUUCCUACAACCAAAAGAUGUCCAAAUUGCUCCGGUGCUGGAAAGGUUAUGUGUCCAACCUGUCUUUGCACUGGGAUGAAGAUGGCAAGUGAACAUGACUUGAGAAUCGAUCCAUUUGACUAAUUCUCUUCAUAUUCUGACUUUGGAGGACUUGUAUUUUCACCUCAAAUUUAGCAAUAAUUUUUCUUUUAGAACAAAAUAUAUAUGAAUAAGGAAUAUGGCUAAAAAGCUUGUAACAUUCUGUUGUGCUAGAAUUCUUGAUCCUAGUUCCAUAUUGAUUGAAUAUAAUGUGAUACUUUUAAUACAA
This is a messenger RNA of Vicia villosa (hairy vetch), 1372 nucleotides long. Its product is annotated as protein ORANGE-LIKE, chloroplastic-like. NCBI's taxonomy places the organism in Eukaryota, Viridiplantae, Streptophyta, Magnoliopsida, Fabales, Fabaceae. Bases 232 to 1188 code for a protein of 318 amino acids. The record is from RefSeq and is a predicted model, not a curated record. Gene Ontology annotation, cellular component: chloroplast membrane. The transcript has 8 exons.